Messenger RNA from Bactrocera dorsalis (oriental fruit fly), 1445 nucleotides. It is a transcript of the gene Arl1, whose product is annotated as ADP-ribosylation factor-like protein 1. The transcript has 4 exons. NCBI's taxonomy places the organism in Eukaryota, Metazoa, Arthropoda, Insecta, Diptera, Tephritidae. Bases 335 to 829 code for a protein of 164 amino acids. The record is from RefSeq and is a predicted model, not a curated record. Gene Ontology annotation, molecular function: GTPase activity; GTP binding. Gene Ontology annotation, biological process: vesicle-mediated transport; intracellular protein transport. Gene Ontology annotation, cellular component: cytoplasm; Golgi apparatus.
UUUGACAUAAAUCAAACCGUUCUCAUCGUCUGCCUAUAAAAAAAGUGAAAAUACGGAUUAUUUUCACAUAUGUAUUUAUUAUAAUUAAACCAAAUGUGCGUGCAUUAACUUUUAUAGGGAAAACAACUAAAUCAAGCUAUAUACCAACAAUAUAAAUAAUAAGUAUAUUAAUACCAGCCACCAACGUAUUGUAGUGAUAAUAAAAUGGGUAAGUUCUACGUGUGGCAGCAAUGACAGACUGGCUAAGUUGGAAAUAGAACCUUUAUGCCAAUUGUAUGUCUGCCGGUGUUGUGGUGUAUUAAGUUACUUUCGCGGUCUCCUCGGUUCACGCGAAAUGCGCAUACUGAUAUUGGGGCUGGAUGGCGCUGGCAAAACGACUAUUCUUUAUCGUCUGCAAGUCGGUGAGGUGGUCACAACAAUUCCGACUAUUGGCUUCAAUGUCGAACAGGUUACGUACAAGAAUUUAAAAUUCCAAGUAUGGGAUUUGGGUGGUCAGACAAGUAUAAGACCGUAUUGGCGCUGUUACUAUAGUAACACAGAUGCUAUAAUUUAUGUAGUGGAUUCUGCAGAUCGAGAUCGGAUAGGCAUAUCUAAAGAUGAACUGCUGUACAUGUUACGAGAAGAAGAACUUGCCGGCGCCAUACUUGUUGUGCUCGCCAACAAACAGGAUAUGGAGGGUUGUAUGACCGUGGCGGAAGUGCAUCAUGCGCUGGGUUUGGAAAAUUUAAAAAAUCGAACUUUUCAAAUAUUCAAAACAUCAGCGACCAAAGGUGAAGGCUUAGAUCAAGCGAUGGAUUGGCUUUCCAAUACGUUGCAAAGUCGUAAAUAGUGCAACUAGAAAUAUAGAAAAAACUCCUUGUCCCAUAACAACUUUACCCAAAAAAAGUUCUUUAAACUAUUUUAUUUGUUAAUUUUAAGUAAUUACUAUAUGCAUUUUAUAUACUUACGUAUAAAAAAACACGUAAAUGAAAUCAAGUAAAUUGUUGGCAGACAGCACAUAAGGCAAUUGCAAGUGUAUAUUAAUAGGAAAACGUAUUGAUAAAAACGAAACACUACUAUGAUGUGACUUCACAACGGCGCUCCCUAACAAAUAAUCUAUAAUAAUACCGGUUUAAAAAUAUCAAAAAGUAGUUUCUGAAGCAAACUAUUGCUGAACUAAAGUUUUUAAAGUCAUGUAUUAAUUGACUGUGUCAUAAAAAAAAUUUAAAGUCGAACCGUUAAUCCGUUUCCUUUAGUCGUGUUAACAAAAAUUAUCAUUUUCCAAUAAUUAGUUUGCCAAAUUUAAAAAUUUGAUUAAUACUAAACAUCAUAAAAAUAGGGUAGCGCUGCGCUUUCCACUACCAACGCGCAUUGUAGGUUUUUUUUUAGUUUAUAGUCAACGAUUGGCGCGGUAUCUUUGUAAAAACAAAAAAACGAUAUAGCAUUAAUAAAAAAGAUAAAAAUAA